AUGGCGCCGUCUGCGAUGUUGUCCAAGCUUCGGGGCAACCACCACGGAUCGUAUUCAACCUCCUCACAUCCGGACGACCAUGCAUCCUUGCCACCCCUGUACACUUCGGCAGACCCAGCCAAGUUCGACCGGCCUUCGUCACCAGCAGCGAGCAGGAACUUGUUCCCAGGCUUUCCAAUUUCGGACGUCUCAGAGUCGCCGACAGACGAGGCGUCAGCGUUCCGCAUGACUGCAUUACCCAGGUCCUCUGACGAAUGGCACCACUAUCGGCCUACCUCGGCCACUUCAGAAAGAGCUGCGUCAACCACGUCUGGAACGCUCUCUUCGGUGGCUUCCAGAGCACAUAAUUUCGUCUUCUCGUUACAACCACCCAAGAAGUUUACAGCAUCCCUGACACCAAACGAGAGCCCAACAAUGUCGCCCAACGCAGGUCAGGCUCACCUCUACGGCGAUCGGCCACACCCAAAGAAUGUUAGCGCAUCGUCAUUGUCGAUAGCCGAAGAUAACGCCUCUCACAAAAGCGGUUCGAAACAGGGUAGGGGCAAGCUGUAUCUACUCAACCCAUUGAACUUGCUCGCUCGUCGAAGAACUUCGCAGAAUCAGCCUCCAAGAGCAGAGGAAGUGAACCCAAGUGUGCAUACGCCCAAUGUGCCAAAUCUUCCGGUUAACUUUGACCCAAGGAUCAGAGGGAAAAUCAUUCACGACUUCUCUGUGCCAAAAGCUAGCAGACUGAAUUCUUACACUGGCCUUUCAAGUGCAGAGACAUCGCCGAGCAUUGAAUCAUGUCCCAGCACCCGAUGGAACCGCAGAACUUCAGAUCAGCUGCCGCCAUUCGCCGCCAUGACCAGCCGGACUCCACAGUCACCUACUCACUCUCCUCUCUUCACGGAGCAUUUCGAUGACGACAGACGACCCCUACAGCAACACAACACAGGUUACCUUCAUACGCUCGCAUCUUCACCUGCAAUCAAAGCAACGAGCGAUCCACCCAGGUUACCUGCGUUUGCAAAGACCCUGCCUCUCGACAUUUUUGGGGAAGUGGAAAACACAGACAGAGCGACUGCCCCGGCACUAGCCGAGUCAAACUUCUUGUCCAGGAAGAUAGAUGCCCUUCCACAGCCAAAUCUAGAUAGUCUUGAAAACCGGAACAGUUCGCAAGCAUCGGGGACACCAGUUUCUGCUGUGGCGACCGAGAAACAAGUCGCUCCGACUAAUGAUUUCUUGAGCCCAGCCGAAAAUCUGCCUAAGCAUAUGAGCAGCACUUCAUCGAGAUUUAGCUUUCAACUAGGCGGAGUAGAUUCGGAGGUCCAAGAACGACUACUGGAAGAGAAACACAAGGAGCACGCUGCGUUGAAAGUAUGGCUUGCCAAAAAUGAGCAGGACGUUGAUUCCGAAGAGGACCGGUAUGUUGAUGAUGAUUUCGAUGACGAUGAUGGGCUUGAAGAGAAGAUUCCAGGAAUCAACGCAGAUUCAGACGAGGAGCCGGAAGGACAUCCUUCACAACUGAACAAGUACACAGAUAUUGCAAUUGGCUAUGGCGAUGGUCUUGAAGAGAGCAUUCCAGGUGUCAAUGUGGAGUUCGACGAGGGACAACAUGGUCUUCAGCACCAGUCUGUAGACUACUUCCGUUUCACACCGCUACCUGAGAGAAUGAGUCCCAGCCCUCACACUAACAUUUCCCAAACAACUCCACGAGACGCUGAUGGUGAGGUUAUAGGCCGCGCCAGCACCAAAAUCUCUCCAGACCCUUCCUUUACGCCACGAAGUCUUGAAUUUAGCCCCAAAGUCCUUGAGCAGCCACCUUGGCUCAGCGGCCUUGGUAUAAUACCCCUGAGUGACUCGGGGUCUCCCAACCUGACGAGUCCGGCGCACCAAUUUCCUCCACAGGCCCCAGAACCACAAGAGGAACCUGAUGAUUUGUAUUUUGAUGAUGGCCACAUUGGGAGUCCAGCCAGUGCAAGCGAUGGUGAAACCUUCGACGAAGACAUCUUCGAUGACGAGUCUGGCAAGAUUCAUGACAUUUCCGCUCAAAAUGCUCAGAAGCUGGAAGUGGCACGGCAGCAGAACUCGGUCCCGCUACCAGGACCUGAGACCGUUCCCCAAUGGACAUAUGCAGUCGACCCAGGCGGAUCGAACCAGCAAUUCACUCUAUCCAUUGCGGCGACCUCCGAACCCUUGGGGGAAGGCUUUGUCAGGAGGGAUCAACAAGCGCAGGCCGAUGUUCAGGGCGACGCUCAACCUAACGGCCUUACGGAAGAUAACUUGGCAUACCAAAAUGCGUUAGUAUCGGCAGCAACUCAAGCGGCUUCCCAAGGACGAUUUAGCCGCCAUCUUAGCACGAGUCAGGAUUCCGAGGAUCUCAACUCCAGGUCACAGAUUGCCGAUAGCCAGCCUGGUCUGAUAUCUGAUGAUAGCCGGAUCAGCCGGCUGCUUGACAAUGCCGGUGCUGAAGACGAGUCUGAUGAAUUUCCAUUCGAUGACUCGCUAGAAGAUGAUCCGAUGAUCGCAGAAGCUAAUGCGGAAGUGCUCGAGAAUGAUGAUGAUGGCUUUUAUGGCCAGGAGUUCGGUUUCUAUGCUCGUGUCUAUGGUAAGGGCAAUUCAGAAAAGGUGAAUGGCGGCUUCUUCGGGCCCAGAGGCGUUGAAGGUGUGCACCGAAGCCACAGCGCCAAAGCCAAUUUUCAGGAGCCGAGUCUUACGCCAAUCACCGAGAGGAGCGAGUGGAGCCACAGGAACUCGUUUGUCUCAAUCAAUCCCUUGGGUUUGCCGUCAGCUGGCCCUGCUGUGCCAGGCGUCUCUCAUCUGUUGGAUCUUGAUCCAGACGAGAUGUCACUCAGUGCGCUAAUGAAGCUGAGACGCGGUGCUUGGGGUGGCAGCCAAACGAGUCUCAACAGCACCAGUGGUAGUCAAACAGGGAAUUCACCCUUAGCCUAUCCGCCUUUGAAAGAUAGCUUUGGGCAACCGCCAGCUGCACUGGAUAAUGUACAUAUCAAUCGCAACGACUGCACAGGACACCCACACAGCUCUGCUGCUAUGCUUCCAGAAGUGUUUGAAGAAGAGAGAACUCGUCAGAGCAGUACCGCCGCCGAGAUGCAGAAGACACCCUGGAAACUGCCUUCUGACGUAGGUCUACACGGCACGCUGCAAGACAACUAUUUACAUCUGAAAGCUCUUUCACAGACCACGCAGGCUGCAGAGAAGCCUGCCAAAAGCCACAGCAGAGCCAGCAGUGGAGCCGAGAGCGUGAGCUACGUCAAAGAUCCUGAGGGUUCUGGGAGAUGGCUCCUCGAGCGGAGACGGACAGGAGACGAUGGGGAAAUCGAGCUGAUAGAGCGGGAGUAUGUGGCAGGUGCCAGGAUUUAA
Molecule: messenger RNA, 3360 nt
Organism: Endocarpon pusillum Z07020
Lineage: Eukaryota; Fungi; Ascomycota; Eurotiomycetes; Verrucariales; Verrucariaceae
Exons: 1
Coding region: 1-3360 (1119 amino acids)
Source: RefSeq, a predicted model, not a curated record